AUGAUAGCACAACUCCAUUUGCAUCCCGUCAGUCCCAAUCGGCGAACGUUGAUGUUCCUCCUUCGGAAUGGGAAACUGAUGAUGAAAGAGGACGAAGCCGGUAAUCUGCCAAGUCGUCAGACGGCGGCUUCCAAAUGUGCAGCUCGCUGGGCCAGCCUUUUUCCUGAAUUACUCAAGGCCUACAAAGAAGGCUAUAAGCAAGCACCGGCAUUCGACAGUACAACAUCUCGAGUACUGCAAAGUAUGCCCUGGCUAUUCUUUGUCCCUUGUUUUGAUGCGCCGUCAUAUGUUUCCUUUGACACCAAAAGAGCCCGGCCACGCAGUGCACGUGAAAUUGAUGACAACUUGCAUUACAUUUGCCGCGUGUCGAUUCAUAGCAUUGCUAAAUGGGCCGAAGCAGAUCUUGAGCAAGAGGUUCCUGCUUCGUUCAAGCGUCGCAUAAACGAUGCACUUUCUGUUUUUGGCAGAAUACUUCUCAGCUUGAAAAAGCAGUUGAGAGAGCAACACGGCAUUCAGAACAAUGAUUGUCCCGGUUGCAGAUACGUGAGCCAUGCCAAGACCGUAGCAUUGGACGGUAACUUCCAGCUGCGACGCUUUGCACAUAUCAAAGAUGUAGACGGCGUGGAAUUUGAAGGAGAAGAUGAGGUCAACACCAUCUGGGUCAACGAAACUGACCUCAUCCCUUAUAAUGAAUCGGCCAAGGAUGGGUGCGCAUCCUUCAGCGCGCUUGAAAAACAGGGCGGCUCAACGAAGGGUCUCGAUCAAACCGGUGCCUUUGCGUGCACCUGUGGACACCAUGGCUACCCUAUUGCUAUAGUCGAUAUGCCUAGCAAAGGCGAACGGUUAGUUUACUGUUGA
Molecule: messenger RNA, 858 nt
Organism: Zychaea mexicana
Lineage: Eukaryota; Fungi; Mucoromycota; Mucoromycetes; Mucorales; Lichtheimiaceae
Exons: 5
Coding region: 1-858 (285 amino acids)
Source: RefSeq, a predicted model, not a curated record